Messenger RNA from Closterium sp. Naga37s-1, 765 nucleotides. The record is from the annotation of a GenBank genome assembly. NCBI's taxonomy places the organism in Eukaryota, Viridiplantae, Streptophyta, Zygnematophyceae, Desmidiales, Closteriaceae.
AUGGCUCAGGAAGCUUCAGAUGCCAGAGGUCCAUCUACGACUGUUGCCAAGGAUCCAGAGCUGGACCUUCUUUAUCAUGAGGAUUCAAUUCAGGAGUCCUCAAAAGAAUCACCUGUACAGACGAAGGCUGUACAGUUCAUGUCUCGCGACUCCGACGAGGAAGACGAAUGGGCUGAACUAGCCAUGACCGUCAAGCUGUGCCUUGCGACCGCUGCUCCCUCGGAGAAACUACUGGAAGAGCACGUGAAGCUGGCUCGCACCCAGAUCCUACCAGAGAUGGUGGCGGGAGACCUUCCUACCCCUGUGGCAGCCGCGCCUACGAACCUGCCACUCGCAACGACUGCUGAAUUGGUUGCUGCUGCGGCCAUGAAAGCUGCCGACGCCUUACCUGGCUUUUUAGCAAUGCCUGUAGCUGCUGGUGUGGCGAACGACACAUGCCAGAAUGGCGAGAAGGGUCUUGGCAAAGCUGGAAGCAACAAGGUUCCUCGGGUAGUGACUGACAGCCUGGCAGAGAUGUCUCAGCUGCAGCUGCUGGCAAGCAAGGAGGUACUCAAGUGCUGCCAUUACCACAAUCUGGCACACCAGAAGAAUACCAAUGUCCCUUCAGCUGCUGCUGGUGCCACUGGUGCUGCUGGUGUGGUAGGGUUUGCUGUUGAUGACUGGAAGCCUCCCGCAGUGGCUACCAAGCGUCGACCUGCUUGCAGGGAGGGCUGUCUGUCCCUCUGCAUGCGCCUUCAGGAGGGGGAGGAGGGGGAGGUGUAUUGA